Columba livia (rock pigeon) is the source of this 549-nucleotide messenger RNA. RefSeq names its product olfactory receptor 14J1-like. The annotation marks the transcript as partial. Lineage: Eukaryota; Metazoa; Chordata; Aves; Columbiformes; Columbidae. Gene Ontology annotation, biological process: G protein-coupled receptor signaling pathway. The record is from RefSeq and is a predicted model, not a curated record. Gene Ontology annotation, molecular function: G protein-coupled receptor activity; odorant binding; olfactory receptor activity. Gene Ontology annotation, cellular component: membrane. The transcript has a single exon.
AUGUCCAACAGCAGCUCCAUCACCCAGUUCCUCCUCCUGCCAUUCACAGACACACGGGAGCUGCAGCUCUUGCACUUCUGGCUCUUCCUGGGCAUCUACCUGGCUGCCCUCCUGGGCAACGGCCUCAUCAUCACCACCAUAGCCUGGGACCAGCACCUCCACACCCCCAUGUACUUCUUCCUGCUCAACCUCGCCCUCCUCGACCUGGGCUCCAUCUCCAUCACUGUCCCUAAAUCCAUGGCCAACUCUCUGUGGGAUUCCAGGGUCAUUUCCUAUGCAGGAUGUGCUGCCCAGGUCUUCUUUGUAUUUUUCUUGCUUGCUGCAGAGUUUUACCUUCUCACCAGCAUGUCGUACGACCGCUACGUUGCCAUCUGCAAACCCCUGCACUACGGGACCCUCCUGGGCAGCAGAGCUUGUGUCCACAUGGCAGCAGCUGCCUGGGCCACUGGGUUUCUCACUGCUCUGCUGCACACGGCCAAUACAUUUUCACUGCCCCUGUGCAAGGGCAAUGCCCUGGGCCAGUUCUUCUGUGAAAUCCCCCAGAUCCUC